Elephantulus edwardii (Cape elephant shrew) is the source of this 7338-nucleotide messenger RNA. It is a transcript of the gene CACNA1H, whose product is annotated as calcium channel, voltage-dependent, T type, alpha 1H subunit. Gene Ontology annotation, biological process: calcium ion transmembrane transport; neuronal action potential; positive regulation of calcium ion-dependent exocytosis. Lineage: Eukaryota; Metazoa; Chordata; Mammalia; Macroscelidea; Macroscelididae. Gene Ontology annotation, cellular component: plasma membrane; voltage-gated sodium channel complex; neuron projection. The transcript is spliced from 38 exons. Gene Ontology annotation, molecular function: low voltage-gated calcium channel activity; voltage-gated sodium channel activity. Bases 1 to 7338 code for a protein of 2445 amino acids. The record is from RefSeq and is a predicted model, not a curated record.
AUGGGGUGGAAGGAAUGUGAGCUUGUCAAACAUCUCAGGGACAAACACAAGCAGCCCGAGACGCUCACAGACCACACCAGCCGAGGCUCACAGUCGGUGACGAGCCCUCUGUUUAUGCGGAUGUCGGCGGCUGCGGCCUCGGAGUUGGCCUGGAACCCCAUGUGGGGCUGCCAUAGUCCAGGGUCGAGUCCUCAGCCAGGAAGGGGUGCCAGAGAGGAGCUCCUGUUCAUCCGAGAGAGUGAGCAAGCGAGGAAGCUGGCAUCAGGCUCCGCACUGAGGAUGACAGAUGGGACAGUGGAGCUGCGGGUGUCGCUGAGAGUGUGGCUGUGCGGGAGCGGCAGCGUGGGGAUAGGGAGUCCCAGUGUGUCCACGACAUCAGGCCAGGGCCUACCUCCCGUGUCCUGCAUGCAGGAGGUCCCCGAGGCCCUAACCCUGCUUCUCUCCAUCCAGGUGGCCCAGAAGAGGGUCGCUCCCUGGAGAGCUUCUGGGCCCUCUGGAGGUGGAGGGGUGCUGGGGGCAGGGCCUGGACCUCUCCUCUCUUCUCCCCACCCUUCCUUAACUUUCCCCGUCUGCACGUGGUUCGAGCAUGUCAGCAUGCUGGUCAUCCUGCUCAACUGCGUGACCCUGGGUAUGUUUCGGCCCUGUGAGGACGUCCAGUGCCACUCGGAGCGCUGCAACAUUCUGGAGGCCUUCGACGACUUCAUCUUCGCCUUCUUCGCCGUGGAGAUGGUCAUCAAGAUGAUUGCUCUGGGGCUGUUCGGGCAGAAGUGCUACCUGGGCGACACCUGGAAUAGGCUGGACUUCUUCAUCGUAAUGGCGGGCAUGAUGGAGUAUUCCCUGGAUGGACACAAUGUGAGCCUUUCAGCCAUCAGAACCGUACGCGUGCUGCGGCCCCUACGCGCCAUCAACCGAGUGCCCAGCAUGCGCAUCCUGGUCACGCUGCUGCUGGACACGCUCCCCAUGCUGGGAAACGUGCUCUUGCUCUGCUUCUUCGUCUUCUUCAUCUUCGGCAUCGUGGGGGUUCAGCUGUGGGCGGGCCUGCUGCGCAACCGCUGCUUCCUGGACAGCGCCUUUGCCAGGAAUGACAACCUGAGCUUCCUGCGCCCGUACUACCAGCCGGAGGAGGGUGAGGAGAACCCCUUCAUCUGCUCCUCUCACCGGGACAACGGCAUGCAGAAGUGCUCACACAUCCCCAGCCGCCGUGAGCUGCGUCGCGAGUGCACGCUGGGCUGGGAGGCCUUUACACAGCCACCAGCUGAGGGGCCAGAAGGGGCCGCCAGCCGCAACGGCUGCAUCAACUGGAACCAGUACUACAAUGUGUGCCGCUCGGGGGGUGUCAACCCCCACAAUGGUGCCAUCAACUUUGACAACAUUGGCUAUGCCUGGAUCGCCAUCUUCCAGGUGAUCACGCUGGAGGGCUGGGUGGAUAUCAUGUACUACGUCAUGGAUGCCCACUCGUUCUACAACUUCAUCUACUUCAUCCUCCUCAUAAUCGUGGGCUCCUUCUUCAUGAUCAACCUGUGCCUGGUGGUGAUUGCCACCCAGUUCUCAGAGACUAAGCAACGGGAGAACCAGCUGAUGCGUGAACAGCGGGCACGCUACCUGUCCAACGACAGCACGCUGGCCAGCUUCUCCGAGCCGGGCAGCUGCUACGAGGAGCUGCUCAAGUACGUGGGCCACGUGGUGAGGAAGGUCCGGCGACGUGGCCUGCGCAUCUAUGCCCGCUGGCAGAGCCGCUGGCGCAAGCAGGUGGACCCAGAUGCUGCUCCGCCUGGUCAGGGCUCUGGGGGUCGGCGGCAGGGUCGGGCCAGCCGGCGCAUGGCAUCCAUCCAUCACCUUGUCUACCACCACCAUCACCACCACCACCACCACUACCACUUCAGUCACAACAGCCCGCGCCGACCCACCGAGCCCGACUGUAGGCUGGUGCGUGCCAGCGCCAGUGCCCCGCAGCCCAUGCCUGGCCCCGGGCCACAAGAUGCCGUGCACAGCGUCUACCAUGCCGACUGUCACGUGGAGGGACCGCAAGAGCGCUCCCGGGCAGCCCAUGCUGUGGCCACUGCUGCUGCUGGCCUCAAACUGGCCACCAGGCUGGGUGCCAGGAACUACCCCACGAUCUUGCCCUCGGGGGCAGGCAGCAAGGGAUGCACCAGCCCUGGGCCCAAGGGGGCACUGGGCAGUGGGGUGCACAGCCCCACGGGCCUGAGUGGCCCUGACCCUUAUGAGAAGAUCCAGCACUUGGUCGGGGAGCACGGACUCGGCCGGACUCCCAGCCGCCUGUCGGGCCUGAGUGUACCCUGCCCUCUGCCCAGCCCCCAGGCGGGCACACUGACCUGUGAGCUCAAGAGCUGCCCCUACUGUGCCAGCGCCCUGAACGAUCCCGACCUGGAGCUCAGUUGCUCUGAGAGUGGCGACUCCGACAGCAAUGGAGUCUACGAGUUCACACAGGACGUGCGGCGAGGUGACCGCCGGGAUCCUCUGCAGCCUCCUGCCCCUGAGACCCCCAGCUGGGGCAGUGGGCCGAGGAGGCGGGCACAUGGGCAGGGGCCGGGUGAGCCCGGUGGGCUGGUCCGGCUCUGGGCUGCCUUCAGCGGCAAGCUGCGGCACAUCGUGGACAGCAAGUACUUCAACCGUGGCAUCAUGGUGGCCAUCCUGGUCAACACACUGAGCAUGGGCGUUGAGUACCAUGAGCAGCCCGACGAGCUGACCAGUGCCUUAGAGAUCAGCAACGUGGUCUUCACAAGUCUCUUCGCCCUGGAGAUGCUGCUGAAGCUCCUGGCCUGUGGACCACUGGGUUACAUCCGCAACCCAUACAACAUCUUCGAUAGUGUCAUUGUGGUCAUCAGUGUCUGGGAGAUCAUCGGGCAGGCAGAUGGCGGGCUGUCAGUGCUGCGGACCUUCCGGCUGCUGCGGGUGCUGAAGCUGGUCCGCUUCAUGCCCGCGCUGCGGCGCCAGCUUGUGGUGCUCAUGAAGACCAUGGACAAUGUGGCCACCUUCUGCAUGCUGCUCAUGCUCUUCAUCUUCAUCUUCAGCAUCCUGGGCAUGCACCUCUUUGGCUGCAAGUUCAGCCUGAAGACGGACACAGGUGACACCGUCCCCGACCGGAAGAACUUCGACUCCUUGCUGUGGGCCAUCGUCACCGUGUUCCAGAUCCUCACUCAGGAGGACUGGAACGUGGUUCUCUACAACGGCAUGGCCUCGACCUCCUCCUGGGCCGCCCUCUACUUCGUGGCCCUGAUGACCUUUGGCAACUACGUGCUCUUCAACCUACUAGUGGCCAUCCUUGUGGAAGGCUUCCAGGCGGAGGGCGAUGCCAACAGGUCUGACACAGAUGAAGAUAAGACGUCGGCACAUUUAGAAGAGGACCUGGACAAGCUCAGGGACCUGCAGGCAGCUGAGAUGAAGAUGUAUUCCCUGGUGAUGACCCCCAAUGGGCACCUGGAGGCCCAGAGCAGCCUGCCCCCUCCCCUCAUCAUGCACACAGCAGCCACACCCAUUCCAACUCCUAAGGGGUCCCCUCACCUGGACUCAGCCCCUGGGCUGCUGGAAUCUCGACGUAGCAGCAGUGGUUCCGUGGACCCCCAGCUGGGAGACCAGAAGUCUCAGUCCAGUCUUCGCAGCUCACCCAGUGCCCACUGGGGCCCCAAUGGUGCCUGGAGCAGCCGCCGUUCAAGCUGGAACAGCCUGGGACGGGCACCCAGCCUGAAGCGCCGGAGCCAGUGUGGAGAGCGAGAGUCGCUGCUGUCGGGCGAGGGCAAGGGCAGCACAGACGACGAGGCCGAGGACAGCAAGCUGGGAGCGGGGGCCUCCCCGGGGUCCCGUGCUGCUUCGCUGAGGCGUGCCGAGUCUCUGGACCACCGCAGCACACUGGACCUUCCACCCCCGAGGCCGGUGGCCCUUUUGCCCACCAAGUUCCAGAACUGCAACGGGCAGACGGUGGCCCUGCCCAGUGAAUUCUUCCUGCGCAUCGACAGCCACAAGGAGGAUCCAGCUGAGUUCGAAGAUGACAUGGAAGAUAGCUGCUGUUUCCGCCUGCGUGUGGUGCUGGACCGCCACAAGCCGGAUUGGUGCCGCCGCAGGGAGCCCUGGGCGCUCUACGUCUUCUCACCGCAGAACCGGUUCCGGGUCAUCUGCCAGAAGGUCAUUGCCCAUAAGAUGUUUGACCAUGUAGUGUUGGUCUUCAUUUUCCUCAACUGCAUCACCAUCGCUUUGGAGCGCCCAGACAUCAAUCCGGGCAGCACUGAACGCGUCUUCCUCAGUGUCUCCAACUAUAUCUUCACAGGAAUCUUUGUGGUGGAGAUGAUGGUGAAGGUGGUGGCCUUGGGCCUGGUUUCGGGCGAGCAUGCUUACCUACAGAGCAGCUGGAACGUGCUGGAUGGGCUGCUGGUCCUGGUGUCCCUGGCUGACAUUGUGGUGGCCAUGGCAUCGGCUGGUGGUGCUAAGAUCCUGGGCGUGCUGCGGGUGCUGCGGUUGCUGAGGACUCUGCGACCCCUUAGGGUCAUCAGCCGUGCCCCGGGACUCAAGCUGGUAGUGGAGACCCUCAUUUCCUCGCUCAGACCCAUUGGGAACAUCGUCCUCAUCUGCUGUGCCUUCUUCAUUAUCUUUGGCAUCCUGGGUGUGCAGCUCUUCAAGGGCAAGUUCUAUUACUGCGAGGGUUCAGACACAAAGAACAUCUCCACGAAGGCGGAGUGCCGCGCUGCCCACUACCGCUGGGUGCGCCGCAAGUACAACUUCGACAACCUGGGUCAGGCCUUGAUGUCCCUGUUUGUCCUCUCAUCCAAGGAUGGCUGGGUCAACAUCAUGUACGAUGGGCUGGAUGCAGUGGGCAUCGACCAGCAGCCUGUACAGAACCACAACCCCUGGAUGCUGCUGUACUUCAUCUCCUUCCUGCUCAUCGUCAGCUUUUUUGUGCUCAACAUGUUCGUGGGCGUGGUGGUGGAGAACUUCCACAAGUGCCGUCAGCACCAGGAGGCAGAAGAAGCCCGUCGGCGUGAGGAGAAGCGGCUCAGGCGCCUGGAGCGGAGGCGACGGAGCACGCUCCCCAUCCCAGAGGCCCAGCGGCGACCCUACUAUGCUGACUACUCGCCCACGCGCCGCGCCAUCCACUCGCUCUGCACCAGCCACUACCUCGACCUCUUCAUCACCUUCAUCAUCGGGGUCAACGUCAUCACCAUGUCCAUGGAACACUACGACCAGCCCAAGGCACUGGACGAGGCCUUAAAGUACUGCAACUAUGUGUUCACCAUCGUCUUUGUGGUCGAGGCAGUGCUGAAGCUGGUGGCGUUUGGGUUCCGGCGGUUCUUCAAGGACAGGUGGAACCAGCUGGACUUGGCCAUUGUGCUACUGUCCAUCAUGGGCAUCACGCUGGAGGAGAUCGAGAUGAACGCUGCACUGCCCAUCAACCCCACCAUCAUCCGCAUCAUGCGUGUGCUGCGCAUCGCCCGGGUGUUGAAGCUGCUCAAGAUGGCCGUGGGCAUGCGGGCACUGCUGGACACGGUGGUUCAAGCCCUGCCCCAGGUAGGGAACCUUGGCCUACUUUUCAUGCUCCUGUUUUUUAUCUAUGCUGCCCUGGGAGUGGAGCUGUUUGGGAGGCUAGACUGCAGUGAAGACAACCCCUGUGAGGGCCUGAGCAGACAUGCCACCUUCACCAACUUUGGCAUGGCUUUCCUCACGCUAUUUCGCGUGUCUACAGGAGACAACUGGAAUGGAAUCAUGAAGGACACGCUCCGGGAGUGUGCUCGCGAGGACAAGCACUGCCUCAGCUACCUGCCGGUCAUCUCGCCUGUGUACUUUGUCACCUUCGUGCUGGUGGCCCAGUUCGUGCUGGUCAAUGUGGUGGUAGCCGUGCUCAUGAAGCACCUGGAGGAGAGCAACAAGGAAGCGAGGGAGGAUGCUGAACUGGACGCUGAACUGGAGCUGGAGAUGGCUCGCUCCCUGCCCACUGCUGGCACUGCCACUGCCCCUGCUGUCUCCACACCACCGGAGAGCCCAGGCACUGGCCCUGAGGCCCUGAACUUGCUGGUGGUGCGCAAGGUGUCAGUGUCGCGCAUGCUCUCACUGCCCAAUGACAGCUACAUGUUCCGGCCUGUGGCCCCUGCGACCCCUCAGCCAGUGCAGGAGGUGGAGAUGGAGACUUACACAGGCACUGUUCCUUCUACCAGCACACCUUCCACAGAGCCCUGCGCAGCUCUCGAGGUCCCCCCUGAGACCAUGUCUCUACCGACACCAGCUGGUCUCUCCCCAGGGAGAGCCAACGACACCCUUAGAGCCCCCUCGCCACGGACCACGCCGCACUCCCCCAGCCUCAACCGGCUCCUCUGCAGACAGGAGGCUGUCCACACAGACUCUCUGGAAGGACAGAUUGACAGCUCCCAGGACAGCGCCUUGGGUUCUGGGGAGUCUGGGGAGAAGCCUGCAGCCAGGCCAUCGACUCUGGGGGCUCCCCUGAGGACCCCACCUCGCUCUCCGAGGCCUGCCAGCAUGCGUGCUCGCCGGCACACACUCGGACAGCGUUCCAUGGCCAGCAGGCCACCUGGCGCGGACGAAGCCGCAGACCCAGCAGAUGAGGAGGUCCGCCACAUCACCAGCACAGCCCGGCCCUGGCCGCCUGAGCCCCACAGCCCUGCAGCUUCGCCUGCUGCCUCUCCAGCAGCGCACAGGGCCCUCCGUCGGCUCUGCAGUGCGGAUGGCUGGGGCUGCCGCCCGGGGCUGACCCGAGAGGGUCAGAGGCAGCUGGGCGAGUCAGGAGGGGACCUUGGGCGGGAUGAGGCCGCAGAGGCCGAGCCGGCCCUGGGUGCGCGCCGUAAGAAGAAAAUGAGUCCCCCGUGCAUCUCCAUCGAACCUCCGGCGGAGGAUGAGGGAGCUGGCCGGCCUCCCGCCCCAGAGGGAGGCAGUACCACACUACGGCGGAGAACCCCAUCCUGUGAGCCCUCCCCAGGCCCAGCUGCCCCUCAUAGGGAACCCCUGGAGGCCACGGAGGGUCCAGGGGCUGGGGUGGACCCCUCGGGCAAGGGAGAACGCAGGAGCCAGGCUGUGGCCCGAGCAGAUCACCUGACUGUCCCCAACUUUGCCUUUGAGCCACUGGAGGUGGGGGCUCCCAGUGGGGAUCCAUUUUUGGAUAGUAGUCAGGACAUGGCCCCAGAACCUCAUGUGUCCUCAUUGGGGGCCAUGCUACCACUGCCUCCGGAACCCCAUAACAUAGAGCCUCCUGUGCCCUCUGGGGAUCCUCCAGAGAAGGGGCAGGGGACACUCUUCACGGCUCCUCAGAGUCCCCCAAAGAAACCGAGGUCGCCCCCCGCCACCCCUGCCCUGGAUGAGAGCAUAGAGGACCCCGUGUAG